CUUCCAGACGCGCUCGGAGUUGGUUGUGUCGCUGCCGGUUGUCGCGAGUACACCUCGACAAGUCCACAUUCACACCUCGCCAAUCAAUAUCAAUUUUCCAUUUCCACGUCGCGACGGCGUUCACCCCGUUUCAUCUACCAGCGAUCCGGUGGAAAAGUGUCGCCUAUGCGGUUAGUGGGAGACUUCCGAGAGAGGUUAUGUACAUAGAGGCGUCGAGCAAUUGAAAAAGCGGGUUUAGUAAACACCGGCUCGAGAGAUGGUGGUCCUGCCAGACGCUGUCGCGCCUUCGUCCAAGGUUCUGCUGAGAGAUGUGAACGAGUGCAUCACUUGCCAUAUUUGCAAGGGAUACAUCAUCGAUGCCACGACCAUCGUCGAAUGCUGCCACUCGUUCUGUCACAGCUGCAUCGUUCCGCACCUCAGGACAAAGGAGUACUGUCCAAAGUGUGAAUUGAUCAUCAACAAGACCAAGCCGAAUAUCAAGCCAGAUGCGACUUUCCAGGCGAUUGUAUACAAACUGGUGCCGGGACUGUACGAGAAGGAGCUGCAGCGGAGACGAGGCUUCUACAGCAGUCGCCCCGAGGAAGCGAAGCUGGCGACACCAGAACAGAGGGGUGAAGACAUAGAACACCUCAUCUUCAGGCCCACCGAGAAGAUCUCCCUCUCCCUGGAGUACGCAUUCAUUGAUGAGCACAAGAAUCGCUCCCUGGAGCUCACGAAGCCCAAAUACCUUCAGUGUCCUGCCAUCUUUCCCGUUUCACUCCUCGGCAAAUUCGUGAUGAUGAAAUUCGGCAUCGAUUCAGCGCAAUUCAAUGUGGAUAUCAUGUACAAGGUCAAGACAAUUGUGCUGCCAGAGUACUACACACUGAUGGACGUGGCGUACAUCUACACGUGGAAGAGGGAGGCCCCGAUGCGGUUCUUCUUCCGCGUGCGCACGAAGGAGACGAAGAGCGAGGAGCUGCCCGAGGUGCCCCUCCGCCGAUCGCCCAGCAUCAACAGCCGCCAGGCGCAGGUGGCGACAGAUGACGCGACCCCGGAGGUCAAGGAGGAGAGUGCGAAGGACACGCCGAAGCCGAGCGCCCCGGCCAAGAAGGAUAUCAGUGACAAGUGCAUAAAAGUGGAGAAGAGCGCGGUGAAAGUGGGGAAGAGUGGUAAGAAGAACUACGAGGAGUGCGUGAAGAGUGAGAAGAGUGAGAAGAGAGACAAGGAGGGCGUGAAAGUGAAGAAGGAAAAAGUGUCUCAAGAGAGUGGCAAGAAGUGUGAGAACAUCAAAUUGAAAAUUGGCCUGUCCAAGGACAAUUCCAAGAUGAUGGUGAUUAAGGACAUCUCCCCAAAUCCGUCAGAGAAGAAGAGCAAGGCGACUGAGACACCCUCGAAGAGUCCCAAGGAGAGAGUGCCUCAGGUUGUGGUGAAGAUUGAAAAGUGUGCUGAGCCGAAGACUGUGGUGAUUCCCACGCAAAAGGAGAUGCAGAAGAGUGUCAAGCAAGAGCCAAAGAGUCCUACGGAGGUGAGUAAUCACACGCCAACAGCAAAUAGCACUCCGAGAACUCCUGUGAAGCUCGAGGCGAGGGAGAAGACGCCCAGUCCCACUUCCAGUCCAGCUCCGUCCACGGCGAAGGAGGUUGAUGUGGAACAGCAGAUGGAUCUCGAGGAGAUUACCAAGUCUCAGUUCCUCAACUCCUUCGAGCUGACGGCCAAGAAGGUGGACGUGAGCAAGAGCCAGACCAAUCCCAAGACUGAUAGUGCAUCGAAGAGGAAGAGUAAGGAGCCGGUGAAGAAAAAUCGCCUUCCGGAGUUGCCAAAUUUGCUGGCUGACAAUCCCAAUGUGUCAGUGGAUGUGGAGGAGAAGAAGAAGCCCCCGGUGACUAAUGGAUUUGUCGUGCCCAAGGCGGAGCCGCCCAGCAAGAGGCCUAAGAAGGAUGAGGUCACCGUGCCGCGCAGGAAGUACACGAAUUUCGUGAAAAUCGCCCCCAAACAGAGCUCAAGCACUGUUUCAUCGCUGAUGAACAGCGCUGCCUUCAUCGGCGGCUCGGGCACAUCGAAAUUGUCAAUGAGAUCCUCAUCGACACCCUCCAGAAUCGCCCCGCCGCGUCGUCAGUCUGUCGCCACGGACAAUCCGUCGCGCAUUCUGCAGGACACCUUCUCGAUGCUGCAGAAGAACAGCACGGAGAUAAAGAAGAUCGACGCGGCGAAGGAGGGAAAGGUGUACGGGCCACAGAUGAGACCACCUCCGACGCCAGGACUGCCGAUGCCGCGCACCCCCAAUCACGUGCCCGAGUAUUGGAACUUCUCGAUGCGGAACGGCUCGCCCAAGACGUACAUGUCGCCCUACAGCCUGUCAUCGCCACUGUACACCCCCAAUUACUCACCCAACUCACCCCAGUACGCGCCCACCUACAACAUCCCCAUCACCCAGUCGCAGUUCAAGUACACGGGCCUCCCCACGAACAGCACGGCCGGACUGCCGCGGGCGCUGGGCAAGGGCGCCGAGGAGAAGAAGGAGAAGCGGGAGGACAGGGAGCAUAAGCGCGCAAAAUCAGCAUCACCCACCGCAGAAGCUGGGGAGCCGCCGGAGAAGCAGAGAAAGGUGCAAUCACUGCUGAACUCCUGCAACAUCACCUUUCCCUCGUCACUCUCGAUAACACUCACGAAUGAGCAGAACGAUGCAGAGGCUAACAAAAGCAGCAAGACUACAAAGCUGAAGAAGCCUGUCAAUAACUACAUUGAGAUUCUGAAGUUGCCAAGCGACGGAGCCACAACUGUGACCCCAAUUCCCCCCGCCGAGGACACCCGCAAUGGCAAAGUGUCGCCCAAAGAGAAGCCGAAGGAUUUGCUCACGAAGGUCAGUGAACUGGCGACCAAGGCCACGGAGACGAGCAAGAAGGGUGACAAGGAGACGGAAGCCACCAAGAAGCAACUGCCCAAGCUCAAUCCCAUCGACAAGGCGUCGCCGAGUCUGCCGACAAGCGAAGGUGGAGCUGAAUCCUUCCAGCAGACCUACCUCAUGUCCCUCCUCAAUCAGUCCGACUACAAGAACAAGAUGCAGAACAAGCUGUACGAUCUCAAGACCAACAAAAUCAUCCCGCUUGACGGAGUCACGUCGACAUCGCCCGAGAGCCGGCCUAGUCCUCCGCCGCCGCCCAAGUCCAAGAGCGAGCCGAGCUCGCUGGUGAAGGAGAGCCAGAAGGAGGAGGUGAAGCCCUCCAGGUCAGCAUCAGCCCUGGAUCUCUCCUCGGUCACGUCCAGUGCGGACGCGCCCGAGGCGAAGGACAAGAAGUCGAAGGAGGCCAGAAAGUCCCCGCAAGUCGCUCUGAUGCCACUGUCGCACAUUCCGCCCUCGCCGGACCUCCUGAUGGCCGGUCUGACGCCAGCCUUUCCCGGCCCCCUGAACUAUCCGGCCUUCUGGAUGGAGCAGUAUCAGCGCAUGAAGAAGGCCGGAUCCGAAGCGCUCGAGCUCUACUUCCAGAACAUGCAGAAGAGCGUGGGCAAGUCCAAGGGCGCCUCGGAAUCCAAAACCCCACCCCCUUCGACGCCCACCACUAUCUCCUCCACCGUGAAAGACGCUGACAAAUGAGCCACAUCUUCUAGUUCCGAGUCGUUGGACGCAAAAUCCCAACUUUCCUAUUUAUUCUACUGUUCUGUGAACUUUGCGCGAUAAUUUCUGUACAUAUAUUUUAUACGACUGUCAGUGUGCUUAAGAGAUGAAAGAAAUAGAAGAAAUGCCAAUCCCGGAAAAUGUAAUCGAAGAAACAGAGAGCAAUCAUGGGAAGUGUUUAUGUGUAUAAAUAUAUUUUCUACCGAAAUAAACUAUAUUCU
Messenger RNA from Phlebotomus argentipes, 3813 nucleotides. RefSeq names its product polycomb group protein Psc (gene Psc). Lineage: Eukaryota; Metazoa; Arthropoda; Insecta; Diptera; Psychodidae. The transcript has 8 exons. Gene Ontology annotation, molecular function: promoter-specific chromatin binding. The record is from RefSeq and is a predicted model, not a curated record. Gene Ontology annotation, cellular component: PRC1 complex. The coding region runs from base 257 to 3571 and encodes 1104 amino acids. Gene Ontology annotation, biological process: negative regulation of transcription by RNA polymerase II.